Dovyalis caffra is the source of this 186-nucleotide messenger RNA. The record is from the annotation of a GenBank genome assembly. NCBI's taxonomy places the organism in Eukaryota, Viridiplantae, Streptophyta, Magnoliopsida, Malpighiales, Salicaceae.
AUGGGUAGAAGGAUUACAGCAGAGCUGACAAGCGGAGGUCCGUUCGCAGCUUCGGAGAGGGAUUCUGAGAGGAUUGACUCUAGAAAGACUGUCUCGGGACAGAUGCUUGCGCUGGAGGGCUACGAUCGUGGUAAGGCGCCUAUGGCUAAUGACCCGAAUGCCUCCUUGUCCCGAACUCGGAAAUGA